Prorocentrum cordatum is the source of this 303-nucleotide messenger RNA. NCBI's taxonomy places the organism in Eukaryota, Dinophyceae, Prorocentrales, Prorocentraceae. The record is from the annotation of a GenBank genome assembly.
AUGCAGCGCGCCCAACACGGCGACGACCGCCUGGCCGCGCCCCGCCACAGCCGCACAGGCAGCGCCAUGGAUCGAGCAAGCACGACGUUCCGCGUGCCGAUCAACACCUCCUCCCAGAUGCCGACGAACACCCGCAGCGUGAAGGUGGCGAGCAGCACCAGCAGCACCGACGCCAGGCCGUCCCACGUCACGCCCGGCAACUCCGAGGACACUGGCGCCUCCGGGAAGAGCGACAGCGCCAUGGCGGGCAACACCACCAUGGACAGGCGGGAGGAACGCAGGCAACCGCACAUCGCGAGGUAG